Vitis riparia (riverbank grape) is the source of this 728-nucleotide messenger RNA. RefSeq lists its product as uncharacterized. Lineage: Eukaryota; Viridiplantae; Streptophyta; Magnoliopsida; Vitales; Vitaceae. The coding region runs from base 1 to 525 and encodes 174 amino acids. The transcript has a single exon. The record is from RefSeq and is a predicted model, not a curated record.
AUGGGUCCAGCCACAAACCAAAGAUAUAUUCCUCUACCAGCAAUCCUGAUCAUCCUAAUUCUGAUACAUUCCGCUCCAGCCAUCUCCUCCCUUAACAACCGAACAGCAUAUGAGGUUCUUGAGGACUACAACUUCCCAGUUGGCCUUCUUCCCAAAGGGGUCAAACACUAUGACCUCAACAUCAUCACAGGUGAAUUCUCAGUCCAUUUCAAUCAUACCUGCAGCUUCUCUCUUAAAAGCUCCUAUCAUUUGAAGUAUAAGCCCACUAUCAAAGGUUACAUAUCAAAUGGCAAGCUAUUUAGAUUGAAGGGCGUUUAUGAGAGGUUGUUCUUGGUGUGGGUGGAGAUAGAAGAGAUCAUCCGAAGCGGAGAUGAUCUUGUUUUUUCUGUGGGAGUUUUGUCCUCCGUAUUUCCCAUCGACUACUUUGAGGAGAGCCCUCAAUGUGGGUGUGGCUUCCGAUGUGGUGGUGGGCAAGUAAGGAAGCUUAGAACAAACCCUUUCGUUUCUCCAUAUGAAGGGAGUUGAAGACAAAGAUUUUGGAGUAUUUAGAAGCUUAGCGCUGCUCUAUGCCAUGUACUGGAUGGCAGCACAAGUUUCUCAUCCAUCAAAACAGUAUAGACUAUGUAUGGGUUUAACAUUGAUGGAAGAAAAGUGGGGAGCAAGAUGUAAACAAAAUGAUUUCUUUCAUUCACAUAUAUAAGUUAUUUAUAAGUUUGGUGAUUUGCUUU